Molecule: messenger RNA, 843 nt
Organism: Camellia sinensis
Lineage: Eukaryota; Viridiplantae; Streptophyta; Magnoliopsida; Ericales; Theaceae
Source: RefSeq, a predicted model, not a curated record
AUGAGUCCAACCAAAUCUCGUUUUUUCAAGCAAAAUAGGAUACUUGAGCCGCAUGUGAAGAGGAGACUUGAAUUAAAUGAUAGAGUGGGGAUUAGGAUGAACAAAAAUUUCACUUCACUUGUGUUGGAAGCUGGAGGGCGUGAGAAGUUGUCAUAUUUAGAGAAAGAUUGUAGGAAUCAUAUAGACAAAGUUCAUCGUUUACGACUUGAGGAAGGAGAUGCCACUGCAAUGUAUAAUUAUUUUGUGAAAAUGCAAGGUGAUAAUUCAGACUUUUUUUAUGUCAUGGAUUUGGAUGGAAAUGGUCGAUUACAAAAUGUAUUUUGGGCCAAUGCGAGGAGUAGAGCAACAUUUAAAGAGUUUGGGGAUGUGGUCACAUUUGACACAACAUACUUGGUAAAUAAAUAUGAUAUGCCAUUUGCCCCAUUUGUUGGUGUGAACCAUUAUGGACAGUCGACAUUGUUGGGUUGUGGACUCAUUUCACAUGAAGACACAGAGACAUUUACAUGGCUAUUUCAGUCUUGGCUUGCAUGCAUGUCUGGAUUCCCUCCCAAUGCUAUUAUUACAGAUCAAGACAAAGCCAUGAAAAAAGCCACACAGAUUGUUUUCCCUAAUGCGCGUCACCGAUGGUGUUUGUGGCAUAUUAUGAAAAAAUUGCUUGAAAAAUUGAGAGGAUACAAGGAAUAUGAAGCAAUAAAAUUUGGUAUUCAGAAUGCAGUUUAUGAUUCAUUAACUACAGAAGAAUUUGAAGAAAAUUGGGGUAAGUUCAUUGAGGAGUAUCAACUUCAUAGCAAUGAUUGGUGGGACCCACCUUUUCCUGAAGGUUUUCCUGAAGCCCUUUCCUGA